Molecule: messenger RNA, 1914 nt
Organism: Vicia villosa (hairy vetch)
Lineage: Eukaryota; Viridiplantae; Streptophyta; Magnoliopsida; Fabales; Fabaceae
Exons: 11
Coding region: 1-1914 (637 amino acids)
Source: RefSeq, a predicted model, not a curated record
AUGGACACAGUCAAUCUGAUGAAUAUGGACCCCAGGGUGAAUCCUCUUGAGGAAAGUUUGUCUCCCUGUGAGGGAACCAAAAAGAUCCAGAUCGGUGACGAUCCAUUAGAAAUAACCUACUUGGGAGUUAAUCUCGACCCCGAGGAGGAAUCCGAGAUAGUAGUAGUCUUAAGAGAGAAUGUUGAUUUGUUUGCAUGGAAACCCUCAGACAUGCCCGGUAUUGACCCAAAUAUCAUAUGCCACAAUCUGGCGCUUGAUCUGGGUAAGAAUCCGGUAUCACAGAGAAAACGAAAAGGAGGUGACGAAAAAAGAAAAGCCAUCGCCGAGGAGGUCAGAAAGCUGUCGGAGGCUAAGUUCAUCAAAGAAAUCAAAUCCUACGCGGUUAUCCAAUAUAACAUGUCAAGAGCUCCCAUUUUCAUUAAAGAUCUUCUUAAGGGAAACCAGGUUUGGAAAAUGCACGUUCGAGUUGUUGAUAUGUGGGUUGUUAUUGAGAAAAAUGGAGCAAAACACCUUGAAGCCGUUAUUCAGGAUGCAAAGGGUGAUAGGAUUCACGUCGUCACACGGGGAAAAGACUUACAAGAUUGGGUUGAGGUUGUCAAGGAGCAUGAGACUUACUACCUUUACAAUGGAGAGCCAGUUGAGAACGAUGGGCCUUUCAAGGUGUGUUUUAAUCCACUCAAACUCAUUUUCAGUGGAGGGACUACAAUGACGAAGGUGGCAAUACCUGAAAUUCCUACUCACAGCUACAGUUUUAUGCCUAUUGGGAGCUUUCUCAAUGGAGAUUUCAAACAUGACCACUUAUAUGAUGUUAUUGGCGUAUUACAAGAUGUUUUGAAGACCCAGACUGGAGGUGGUGGUAGGAAAUCUUGUGUCAAUGUAUCCAUACGUGAUGCCGAAGGCAACGUCAUUGAGCUUGCCUUAUGGGAAGAUUACGGCAAACAGUUCAUCAACUACACUACCCCUAACAACUUUGCUGGUCCUACUAUAAUUGUAUUGACACAUGCAUGGUGCAAGCCAAACACAGUGUCGGGAUUACCGUGUCUUUCCAACGCAUGGAGCGGGUCUAAACUUCACAUCAACAUGGAACAUCCACAAGUGGAAGAAUUCAAAGCUAGUUUUGGUGCCAACUUACCUGCCCCAUCCCAAUCAUUGACUGCUGAUUCAUCUGUUCAAUCUGCUAACAAUUUCUGGACGAAAUUGUCCGAGGUGAAGAGUAUCCGUGCGGUAUCUGAAUUCGGAAGGGACUGUUUUGCAACAACCAUAGGGACUACCACUGGAUUUAAUCCCUCCAGGUUUGGAUGGUAUUUUGAAUCUUCUGGAAAUAACGAUGCUGAACGCGUUACCAAAUUCAAACUUGAGGUGGAGGUGGAAUAUGAUAACCAUAAGGGAAUCUUUGUUUUUUGGGAUAAGGAUUGUAUCCCUUUUACUAAGUUGACUGCUCAGGAAAUAAGAGAAAUUAUGAAGAAGGCUGGAGAGGACAAUCCUAAGAUAUGGCCUACUCACCUCGAUGUUCUCUUGAAUAGACAAAUGGUCUUCCGUAUCAAGUAUCAAUCACAAUUCAGACGGUUCUCCAUCGUGAAAAUACUCAACGAGGAUGGCCUUUACAAAAAGUUUGAUGACUACCUCACACCAGUUGAAGGAGAUAAUGCUGCUGUAAUGGAUGUGGAAACAGAGUCUCCAGCUCUUAUACCAAAUCAACUCACACAAACUUGCGAACCGUCAAUUGUUGCUGAACCAGAUUCGAUUGCUACACAUACUGGGAGUCCUUCUGCAAGUUGCAGCAGUACUCCUGCCAAGAGGGAUAUUAUGUCAACCUCAAUUGACAACUUGAUUCAGUUUGAAGAACUCACUCCUAAACAAUCAGCCACUAAGGGAACCAAAGGAAAGAAGACCAAGCAAUUCAAAAAGGAUUAA